Messenger RNA from Raphanus sativus (radish), 1342 nucleotides. Its product is annotated as probable cysteine protease RD19D. Gene Ontology annotation, molecular function: cysteine-type endopeptidase activity. The transcript has 4 exons. The record is from RefSeq and is a predicted model, not a curated record. NCBI's taxonomy places the organism in Eukaryota, Viridiplantae, Streptophyta, Magnoliopsida, Brassicales, Brassicaceae. Gene Ontology annotation, cellular component: lysosome. Bases 81 to 1175 code for a protein of 364 amino acids.
UACAACACAAAAGCCAUCGGCUCUAUUUAAGAGGUUACCCAAAGCCGCCUCAUAAUAGGACCCAUCGAUAUACAGCGAUCAUGGUGGCUAAAACCUUAGCACUGGUUCUAACAUGCACGGCUUUCUUCUGUCACGUGGCAGUUUCCUUAGAGGACCUCACCAUCCGCCAAGUCACAGAAGAUCGGCUUCCCAAUCUCCUCGGGUCACAUACGGAGAGAAAAUUCCGGAUUUUCAUGUCGGACUACGGCAAGAGCUACUCCACGAGGGAGGAGUACGUCCACCGCCUCGGGAUAUUUGCUAAAAACGUCCUCAAGGCGGCUGAGCACCAGAUGAUGGACCCCAGCGCCGUCCAUGGUGUCACGCAGUUCUCUGACCUCACGGAGGAGGAGUUCACGAAGAUGUACACUGGACUAGCUGAUGUCGACACCGGCCAUGGUGGUGUGGUUGGAGCAGAGGCACCCAAGUUGGAGAUUAAGGGAUUGCCCAAAGAUUUUGACUGGAGGGACAAAGGUGCAGUUACUGAGGUCAAAGAUCAAGGUAAAUGUGGAUCGUGCUGGGCUUUUAGCACAACAGGAGCUGUUGAAGGAGCCAAUUUUGUCUCCACCGGGGAGCUUGUCAGUCUUAGCGAACAACAACUUGUGGAUUGUGAUAAAGCGUGCGAUCCAAAGGACAAGAAAGCAUGCGACAAUGGAUGUGGUGGAGGACUCAUGACAAAUGCAUACAAGUAUUUGGAGAAGGCAGGAGGUUUAGAAGAAGAGAAAUCAUAUCCUUACACCGGCAAACGAGGCCAUUGCAAGUUCGAUCCAAAAAAGGUUGCAGUAAAAGUAGUGAACUUCACGAGUAUACCAUUGGACGAGGACCAAAUCACAGCACGUUUAGUACAACACGGUCCUUUAUCAGUGGGAAUAAAUGCUGUGUUCAUGCAAACAUAUAUAGGAGGAGUGUCGUGUCCGCUAAUAUGCAGCAAGAAAAGGUUAAACCACGGGGUACUUCUUGUUGGAUACGGGUCGAAAGGGUUUUCAAUCUUGCGGCUUAGUAAUAAACCGUAUUGGAUCAUCAAGAACUCAUGGGGAAAGAAGUGGGGAGAUAAUGGGUACUACAAGCUGUGUCGUGGCCAUGAUAUGUGUGGGAUUAACUCAAUGGCCUCUGCAGUGGUUACACAAGUUUCGUCAUAGGUGGGUCUCGUCUCUCUCCUGAAGGAGUGCCAUGCUCUUGCUCUUGGUUGUCUUUCAGAUUUUCAAGUUUUAAAAGUGAAGUUGUGAGUUCUGAAUAUUGGGAGUCUUGUAUCAAACAAUGGGGUGAAGUGAUCACCAGUAGUUCUUGAAAACGUUCCUUUCUAAUA